Protopterus annectens (West African lungfish) is the source of this 2585-nucleotide messenger RNA. RefSeq names its product potassium voltage-gated channel subfamily Q member 3 (gene KCNQ3). The transcript has 15 exons. NCBI's taxonomy places the organism in Eukaryota, Metazoa, Chordata, Ceratodontiformes, Protopteridae. Gene Ontology annotation, cellular component: membrane. The record is from RefSeq and is a predicted model, not a curated record. Gene Ontology annotation, molecular function: voltage-gated potassium channel activity. The coding region runs from base 1 to 2268 and encodes 755 amino acids. Gene Ontology annotation, biological process: transmembrane transport; potassium ion transport.
AUGAUGAUUGUUAUACUUACAAAGAAUAAAAAUGUGUUCUAUGAAAGGAGUCUGUUUUUAAUAGUUCUUGGCUGCUUGAUCCUUGCCAUCCUUACAACCUUUAAAGAAUAUGAGACACAGUCUGCAAAUUGGCUUAUAAUAUUGGAAACCUUCACAAUUUUCAUCUUUGGAGCAGAGUAUUGUUUAAGAAUUUGGGCUGCUGGGUGUUGUUGUCGAUACAAGGGAUGGAGAGGACGUCUAAAAUUUGCCAGAAAGCCAUUGUGUGUUCUAGAUAUAUUUGUGCUGAUUGCCUCAGUGCCAGUGGUAGCUGUAGGGAAAAAUCAAAGCAAUGUACUGGCAACAUCACUAAGAAGUUUGCGAUUUCUUCAGAUACUACGUAUGCUGCGCAUGGACCGAAGAGGUGGUACCUGGAAACUUUUGGGGUCUGCAAUUUGUUCACAUAGCAAAGAACUCAUCACUGCUUGGUAUAUUGGCUUUCUGUCCCUUAUCCUGGCCUCAUUCCUGGUAUAUCUAGUUGAAAAGGAUGAUACAGGAAUGGAUCCAAAUGAUCCUCAGGAUUUUGAUACUUACGCUGAUGCACUGUGGUGGGGAUUGAUUACUCUUACAACAAUUGGCUAUGGAGACAAGACUCCGAAGACAUGGCCAGGUCGCCUUUUAGCUGCCACAUUUUCCCUUAUUGGAGUUUCAUUUUUUGCUCUUCCUGCUGGCAUUCUUGGUUCAGGUCUGGCUCUGAAGGUCCAGGAACAACAUCGUCAGAAGCAUUUUGAAAAACGAAGAAACCCAGCAGCGGAACUCAUACAGGCUGCCUGGAGAUACUAUUCCACCAACCUGAACAGAAAUGACCUGGUGGCCACUUGGGGAUUUUAUGAAUCUGUCAUAUCUUUUCCAGGUUUCAGGCAAGAGCAGAUGUUUUCAUUUUACAGCCAAAAAUUAGGUCUGCUGGACCGUGUUCGCCUGUCUACUCCCCGUGCCACUGCUACCAAAGGCAAGCUGUUUACACCUCUGAAUACUGAUGCACCUGAAGAAAGCCCUUCCAAAGACCAAAAGAAUGUUGGAUUUGGCAACAUUGAUCGCUUUCGUACUGCAUUUCGAAUGAAAGCCUAUGCCUUUCGGCAAAGUACAGAAGACACUGGAACACUGGGAGACCCUCUGGCUGAUGACAAGGGCUACUCUCAAGAGUCAAUGUGGGAAGACAUGAUUCCUGCAUUGAAAACCACAAUCAGGGCUGCCAGGAUAAUGCAGUUUCUUGUAAAGAAGAAGAAGUUUAAAGAGACACUGAGGCCUUAUGAUGUAAAGGAUGUCAUAGAGCAAUACUCUGCAGGGCAUCUUGAUAUGCUUACUAGAAUAAAAUACCUCCAGUCAAGAAUAGAUAUGGUACUUGCUCCUGGGCCACCAUCAACUCCUAAGCAUAAGAAGACCCAGAAAGGCGCUUUUACAUAUCCCUCCCAACAGUCUCCAAGAAAUGAACCUGAUGUAGCCAAAGGAUCAAUGCCUGAUAUUGAAGACCAAAGCAUGAUGGGAAGAUUUGUCAAAGUUGAAAGACAGGUUCACGUCAUGGAGAAAAAAAUAGAUUUUUUAGUUGAUAUGCACUUGCAGCAAAUGGAUCAGUGGCAGGUGGAGCCAACUAGAUAUUGCAUAAAAGGAACUCCAUCACACCAGAGCCUGCCAGAGGACAAGGAUGGGGAAGACCGAUAUUCUGAGAUCAAUCGUGUCAUCUCAAACUAUGCUGACCCAUGUACAUAUGCACAGCAGUCAAAUUUUUAUCAAAUUCCUGUUCACAAAGUGAGCCCAUAUGGCUUCUUUUCAUUAGAACCAAGGAACUAUGCUGCUGGGCAAACCUGCAUGAGAUUUGCUACACCUACUGUUCCAUCAUAUACAGAAAGACCAACGGUUUUGCCUAUCAUAACUCUUAUAGAAUCCAAGCGUGGCUUGCAGUCUGAUGGGGAGUUUUUCAGCUCCUAUUCAAACAGAGUUUCCCCAAAGCAACAUGAAAGCAAUGUAAGAGACAGUGACACACCUCUCUCCCUUCUUUCUGUCAAUCAUGAGGAACUUGAGCGCUCACCAAGUGGAUUUAGCAUUUCCCAAGAUAAGGAUGACUUUUUUGGCCUCAAUAGUGGAUCUAGUUGGAUGAGGGAAAAACGAUAUUUAGCUGAAGGUGAAACAGACACUGAUACUGAUCCUUUCACUCCUAGUGGGCCAAUACCUCCUUCCUCCACAGGGGAUGGCAGUCCAGAUUCUGUGUGGACAUCCUCUAGCAAACCAAUUUAGCAGGAUUGCUGCUUGCACUUGUACAGCAUUUAUUAAAUGUACACUUUGUAGAUGUCACCGAAAUACAUAAUCUUGUUGCUGUAACAGGCAUAGCAUGGAAUGCAUGUAUGGUAGAGUUAGACACACUUGGCAAACUUUUAUAACCCCCCAGGUAUUUUUAUGUCAUACUGCAGAAUAAAAUAGCUAAAUUUUGUGCAUGGUUUGCAUGAAGUUACACUGUUGCAAUGUAUGAAUCAUACACCAAAUUUCUUCAGCUUCAUUGUACACUUCAUGUGUGUGUGUGCGUGUGUGCGUGUGUAUGUGUGUGUGUGUGUGUG